Tupaia belangeri chinensis (Chinese tree shrew) is the source of this 732-nucleotide messenger RNA. It is a transcript of the gene MS4A5, whose product is annotated as membrane spanning 4-domains A5. Gene Ontology annotation, cellular component: plasma membrane. The record is from RefSeq and is a predicted model, not a curated record. The transcript is spliced from 5 exons. Gene Ontology annotation, biological process: cell surface receptor signaling pathway. The coding region runs from base 99 to 668 and encodes 189 amino acids. NCBI's taxonomy places the organism in Eukaryota, Metazoa, Chordata, Mammalia, Scandentia, Tupaiidae.
UGCCAGUUCUCCAGAUAGUCUUGCUCCAGGAGAAGAACAUGGUCUAGACUGAAGAAACAACUACUUUCCUCCCAUUUCAAAAUAACAACUGCACCAUCAUGAAUUCAAGCACUGAACACAGUCCUGUGUUUCUGGUAUUUCCACCAGAGGUCGCUGUUCCAGAAUGCCAGUUAAGAGAUCUUACAGCUACAAGCUAUGGGACUCAAAGCCCUUUGAAAAAAUUAUUUGCUACAAAAAUGAAAAUCUUAGGGACCAUUCAGAUUUUGAUUGGAAUUAUGAACUUUUCCUUUGGACUUGUUUUUCUUUUCACCAUGGUGGAACCAUACCCAAGGUUUCCCUUUAUAUUUAAUACAGGAUAUUCAUUCUGGGGUUCUGUUUUGUUCAUUAAUUCUGGAGCCUUCCUAAUUGCUACGAAAAGAAAAACCACAGAAAGUCUGGUGAAAUUGAGCCGAAUUAUGAAUUUUCUUAGUGUCCUGGGAGCAACAGCUGGGAUCAUUCUCCUCACAUUUGGUUUCAUUCUAGAUCGAAACUAUAUCUGUGGUUAUUCUCCAGAAAAUACGCAGUGUGAUAACAUUACAGUCCUAUUCCUGGGAAUUCUGAGUAUGUUGAUGAUCUUCAGCAUUAUCGAAUUCUUCAUUGCUCUGUUUUCCUCAGUUUUGUUAUACUAGUGAGACAACUGCAAUUGCAAGGAAUGGUGUUGAAGAGCACUGUGAGAAUAAAGAUGUACCAUAA